AUGGAGCGUGGGUGCGGUCUUAGCUGAGACAGAGGAGGGUUGGAAUUCGGCUGGGGAGAGAGAGAACCGUUGACCUAUAUAUAGAUGCAUGCUUUUCAAUCCACUUGCCUUCCCCGCCAGUAUAGAUAUUCAUCAGACGUGGAAAUACGGAUUAUGCCAUCUGCGGCCAUAGGACUCGGGAAGCGCCGCAUUCCGUCUGAUCUGCGAAGUUAAGCCGAGUGCCGCUCAGUCCCCUACCAUGGUAGGGGACUAUGUGGGAAUCCUGAGUGGUGCGGUUUUAUUUUUUCCUUUUGCUACUUCUUUCUCCCUUGUCAGAAUAAAUACGUAACAUUUCUCGCAUCCUGAGUGGACAAAGCCGCUAGCCAAAAAUAUUCUUACAGCGGCUCGAGAAAAUGCACGUCAGCGCUUUGCUUAUCUUCUCCUCACUCGGCAUCGCGAACUCCAUUUCUGGAGUUAUCGCAAACUCAAAUGUUCAUGAACGGACCAGUGGUACGAGGGAGGUUCGGUUGUGGGAUCAUCGAUCCAAAGCACCAAACUGUCCCAAGACUGCCCACACGGAGAGUCUGUCGAAUAGCACAUUGUACCUGUGGGCUAUCAAUGCAAAGGACGGGUAUUCUUACCCUGAGUGCUGGGCUAUGCAACCCAAUUUCACUAUUCCUCACCUGGCAGGCUUGGAGGGGACUCUAGGUUUAAGUUUGGGUAACGGCUCAGCCGUGGGAUACAAUAGGUGGACGAAGGCUUUAAAUUCUUCCCUUCAUGGACCCCCCGCAAACCAAUAUGUUAUGAUCCUCACUGGCUCUGUGCUGGUGCACUUCCCCAAUGUUACGGAUAUAGUAAGGCUGGUCGCAGGCCAAAUUAUCAUCGCCAUCGACAUCUCUUCCGUCUCCUCUGGACAUUAUAGUGACUGGGCCGCGGGAGCCUCGGCGAUAUCGGUUCAGUUCCAAAAUGGUUUGAUACCAGCCCAUUCUGUCGUCAACUCGUCCUAUUGCGGGUAACUUUGAUCGGUAGUGGUCGUGUAUACAUCUUAUGGAGGGUGCUGCUGUCGCUACAUUUUGUUUGUCAUGGAGGCUGGAGUCUUGCCUGUCGCUAUAUAGUACUACACAGAUUUCCUGAACACAGAUCAGGCACGGGCCUGCACUGCUAUUUCAAUAGGUCGUAUCUCGAAUUCCGUAUACAGCUGGUGGGGGCUCCAGUAACCUCAGAGGUGAUAUAGAAAAAUAUAGUGUUAUGCCCCGAAGGGGCCUUUGUUGGACCAGAUGAGAGUAGUUAGAAUUUUUUAGGGU
Molecule: messenger RNA, 1283 nt
Organism: Cantharellus anzutake
Lineage: Eukaryota; Fungi; Basidiomycota; Agaricomycetes; Cantharellales; Hydnaceae
Exons: 5
Coding region: 393-995 (200 amino acids)
Source: RefSeq, a predicted model, not a curated record